Messenger RNA from Oncorhynchus masou masou (cherry salmon), 6487 nucleotides. Its product is annotated as serine/threonine-protein kinase DCLK2-like. Gene Ontology annotation, molecular function: ATP binding; protein kinase activity. The record is from RefSeq and is a predicted model, not a curated record. Gene Ontology annotation, cellular component: microtubule cytoskeleton. Gene Ontology annotation, biological process: protein phosphorylation; intracellular signal transduction. Lineage: Eukaryota; Metazoa; Chordata; Actinopteri; Salmoniformes; Salmonidae. Bases 648 to 4313 code for a protein of 1221 amino acids. The transcript is spliced from 17 exons.
GUUUAACGGUUCGUCCGUCAGAGAAAGGAUGUGAGAAGAGGAGGAGGCUUGCGGUUUCUGUAGCAAGCAUGCGGCUUUGUUAGAUUCGGUGGAUUUUGUACUCCGGCUUUACAUGCAAUGUAUUUGUGUUACAUGGAAUUCGUUUUUCCCAUUUGUGUUUUCUACCGGAUACAUUCUUAUAGCUUGAAAUCGAGUGUUUUCCUGUGCGGCUCGGUUCAUUGGUAAACUAGCGGUUGCAUCAGUUGACUGUCAAUCAAGUCUCGGCUCUCUGCACCUGGUAUUAAUUUUAAUUUGCCGGUGAAUGUUUGUUGACAUUGAGUUUUGGAGCAAUCCUUUUCGUUUAGCUUUUGGUAACCGAUAGCUUUUUCAAUAACCGAUAGUUUAUUGUACAGCCUUAUUGACAAGGUAAGAUUGUAACCGUAACUCAGGCUACAGUACCCCUAGUUACAUUAAUAGCGGACUGUAUCCCGGAAAAUUACAUCUUGACAGCGCAAGGAGGAACUAGCCUACAAGUAACUGUCCUCUCGAUUACUGUAUCAGUGAUUGCCAAAGCGUUGUUUGACAGCUGUCUUUGGGAACGCGUUGGACAAUAGGGCUUGCUUGGAGGAGCCAUCUGCUAUUGUUUUCUCCUGCGGAUAGAUCAACACAUGAACAUGUCGCUCAGCAGAAGUAUUGAAUGGGAACACUUUGAGGAACGGGACAAAACGCACCGUUCAUCGCGGGCUAACGGCUCGGGAUCCCAGUCAGGCUCCAGAGGCAACGGUCUCGUGCCCAGCCCGGCGCACAGCGCGCACUGUAGCUUUUACCGAACGCGCACGCUCCAGUCGCUCACCUCCGAGAAGAAAGCCAAAAAAGUGCGGUUCUACCGAAAUGGGGACAAAUACUUCAAUGGUUUGGUGUAUGCCGUGUCCAACGACCGUUUUAGGUCCUUAGACGCCCUGCUUAUUGAGCUUACCCGGUCUCUCUCGGACAACGUCAACCUGCCUCAAGGUGUCCGGAGCAUCUACACGGUGGACGGCGGCAAGAAGAUCAGCAGCCUGGACGAGUUAGUGGAGGGUGAGAGCUACGUGUGUGCCUCCAACGAGCCUUACCGCCGAGUGGACUAUACCAAGAACAUUAACCCUAACUGGUCAGUGGGCAUCAAGGCCGGCCAGUCCCGCUCCCUGUCCUCCCUCAGCACCCUGGUAAAGGGCGAGCUGCAGCGUAGCGAGGCCAGCCUGGGCACCAGAGACUUCAUCAAGCCCAAGCUGGUGACGGUCAUCCGCAGCGGGGUCAAGCCCAGGAAGGCUGUGAGGAUCCUGCUGAAUAAGAAGACGGCCCACUCCUUCGAACAGGUGCUGACCGACAUCACGGACGCCAUCAAGCUGGACUCCGGGGCGGUCAAACGGCUCUACACACUGGAGGGAAAACAGAUCACCUGUCUCCAGGACUUCUUCGGCGAGGACGAUGUGUUCAUCGCGUGCGGACCAGAGAAGUACCGCUACGCCCAGGAUGACUUCCUGUUGGAUCACAGUGGUAAGGAUACUGAAUGCCGGGUGCUCAAGUCCUCAUACUCUGCUCGCUCGCCCACUCCAACGAGGGCUGCUGGGAGCAAGAGCCCUGGACUCUCACGCCGUAUCAAGUCCCCUGGCAUAGUAAGAAGACCAAUCCAUUACUCCACCAGUAGCCAGUCUCCUGUUAAAUCCCCAGUCAAUGGUGUCCCCAGCAGUACGAUCUCCACCCCCAAGUCCACCAAAUCCAGCAGCUCCUCCCCCACCAGCCCCCGCAGUAUACACAGCUUCAAGAUUCCGCCACAUCACACGUCUGCCACCAAUGUGAACGGGUCUUCACACAGUCUGGAGCUGGCCUAUAACAUGAGUCCUGAGGUUAACGGCAACAGCUGUAGCUCUAUCACAACCGUCCUGGAUAAGUACAAGGUCGGCAAGGUCAUAGGAGACGGAAACUUUGCCGUGGUGAAAGACUGUGUAGAACGGUCCACUGGGAAGGAGUAUGCACUGAAGAUCAUUGACAAGGCCAAGUGCAGUGGAAAGGAGCACCUGAUAGAGAAUGAGGUGGCAGUGCUGAGGAGAGUCAAACACCCCAACAUUAUCCAGCUGAUAGACGAAGUGGACACACCCACUGAACUCUACCUGGUCAUGGAGCUGGUCAAGGGUGGCGACCUGUUUGAUGCCAUCACGUCCUCCACUAAGUACACAGAGAGAGAUGCCAGUGUCAUGGUGUUUAACCUGGCUGGAGCCCUGAAGUACCUCCAUAGCAUGAACAUAGUACACAGAGACAUCAAGCCUGAGAACCUGCUGGUGUGUGAAUACCUUGAUGGCACUAAGUCUCUGAAGCUGGGGGACUUUGGUCUGGCCACUGUGGUUGAGGGGCCCCUGCACACCGUGUGUGGAACCCCCACCUACGUGGCCCCUGAGAUCAUCGCUGAGGCUGGUUAUGGUCUGAAAGUGGAUAUCUGGGCAACUGGGGUCAUCACUUACAUCCUGCUCUGUGGCUUUCCUCCCUUCCGCAGUGAGGACAACCUUCAAGAGGACCUGUUUGACCAGAUCCUGGUGGGACGACUGGACUUCCCUGCUCCCUACUGGGACAAUGUCACGGACUCAGCCAAGGAGCUGAUUGGGCGGAUGCUGCAGGUGAACGUGGAGGCUCGCUACACAGCACAGGACAUCCUCUCUCAUCCCUGGGUCACGGAUGACAACAUGGAGAACAACAUGAAGAUGGAGGUGUCAGGUAAACUGAGAACACACUUCAACACAGUACCAAAGCCCAGCACAACCACAGCAGGAGUGUCAGUCAUCAUGAACACAGCUCUAGAUAAGAAGAGGAUCCAGCUGACUCGUCGCAGCCAAAGGCCCACAGCACCACCUCCGCCCCCACCACCGCCUGGGAAGAAAGUAGUCCCUCCUGCAGCCAUGCCAGUCAAGCAAGCCUCACCCAACACCAAACACCAACACCCAACACCAGUCUCACCAAACACCAUGUUGCCAGUACCCACCAAGCUGGCAUCACCCACCAAGCCUGCCCUCCCAGAGGAGAAACCCACAAGUCGUCAGACUGAUGUGUCUGCCCCUGUAUCACCUCCCAUCUCUCCUUCAACACCUACCAGACCCGUUACCUCUCCCUCUGUCCCUGUCUCUCCUUCCUCUCCUACCAAGCCUAACGUCUCUAUCUAUCCUACCUCCCCUACCAGGCCCAACAACUCUCCCUCUCCUUCCUCCCCUACUAAACCUGAUAUCUCUCCCUCUCCUUCCUCUCCUACUAAACCUGAUAUCUCUCCCUCUCCUUCCUCUCCUACUAAACCUGAUAUCUCUCACUCUUCACCUACCAAACCUAUUAUCUCUCCCUCUCCUUCCUCUCCUACUAAACCUGAUAUCUCUCCCUCUCCUUCCUCUCCUACUAAACCUGAUAUCUCUCCCUCUCCUUCCUCUCCUACUAAACCUGAUAUCUCUCCCUCUCCUUCCUCUCCUACUAAACCUGAUAUCUCUCCCUCUCCUUCCUCUCCUACUAAACCUGAUAUCUCUCACUCUUCACCUACCAAACCUAUUAUCUCUCCCUCUCCUUCGUCACCUACCAAACCUGAUAUCUCUCCCACUUCACCUACCAAACCUGAUAUCUCUCCCUCUUUACCUACCAAACCUGUUAUCUCUCCCUCUUCACCUACCAAAACUGUUAUCUCUCCCUCUUCACCUACCAAAACUGUUAUCUCUCCCUCUUCACCUACCAAACCUGUUAUCGCUCCCUCUCCUUCCUCUCCCUCUUCACCUACCAAACCUGGUAUUGCUCCCUCUUCACCUACCAAACCUGUUAUCUCUCCCUCUUUACCUACCAAACCUGUUAUCUCUCCCUCUUUACCUACCAAACCUGUUAUCUCUCCCUCUUCACCUACCAAACCUGUUAUCUCUCCCUCUUUACCUACCAAACCUGUUAUCUCUCCCUCUCCUUCCUCUCCCUCUUCACCUACCAAACUCCAAAUUUCCCCUUCUCUUUCCUCUCCAACCAAGCUCCAUGUCUGUGCCUUCCCUGGGGCCUCUCAUAUGCCAGUUACUUGCCCCUCUGCCUCAUCACCUUCCAAACGCAAAGCCUCCCCCUCUCCUCCUGCCCCUCUCUCUUCCUCCUCUCCUCCCUCUCUUUUUACCUGCCCCUCUCCCUCCGACCCUCUGUCUCCCUCUGCCUUUCCCAGCCCUCCCUCACCCCUGACCUGCUCCUCUCCCUCCUCUCCCACCCCUCCAUCACCCGUUACCUGCUCCUCCCCAACCGUGCCCCCACCCCUGGUGGGCCUUGACGUUGAAGCUGCUGCUACUGCCAGAGAGCUGUGAGAAAGAAUGAUGGAUGAGAAGACUGGCUGCUGGACCAUGGUCUAAUUUGUACCUUUCCAGCCCCCUGACCUCCACGCGCCGUAUCCCCAGACCUAUGUUUCGCAUGUAGGGGGCUAGAUACAGAUAGAACCUCCAUCCCCAGUAACAGUAUAACAGCUGAUGUCCACUGCUGUAUCGUUCCUAUUCUCCCAAGCAACAAAUGGCAAAAAAAAGCAAAAUGACCCCUACAACAUACAGUACAAUCUCUGUAGAGAACCCAUCAUAUCCACGCUCCAAGAGGGAAGUUGAGGUGUUUUGUACAUUUUGGUUGAUUUUGUAUAUACUGUAUGUGUGUAUUUAUAUAUGAGCGAUAUGGAGAAAACAGAGCAAGGCCUGGCUAGUUAGGGUCUGUGUGGUUUCAGACAGGGUUUUCUGGAAUGACUUCUGAUCAUGUUUUAUUUAUUGUCUGUGGUUGGUAGACACACACAUGUUGAUUAUGGGUAGAAGUGUAUUAUUUGGCGUGCUUGUUGUCUGUUGUAAGAUAAACUUCUACUGUAGAUGUGUAUAUAGUAUUGUAUGACAGACACGAGGCACCAGAAUGAAAGUUGAAGGUUUGAGUUUGUAUUCUUCUCUUGCCUGUUUAUCAUUGGUCCGCUAUGGAGCCUGUAGUGUUUAACUGCUGAACACCAAAAGAGAGACGCAACAGAGUAGAAGAUGAACGUGUCAAUGAGGAGAGGUGUGCCUGUGAAAAUAGCUGCCAGAUCAGGGGUGUGUUCAGGGCGGCAGGUAGCCUAGCGUUUUGAGAGUUUUUGGCCAGUAACCGAAAGGUCACUGGUUCGAAUACCCGAGCCAACUAGGUGACAAAUCUGUUGAUGUGCUCUUGAGCAAGUCACUUAACCCUAAUUGCUCCUGUAAGUCACUCUGGAUAAGAGCAUCUGCUAAAUGACUACAAUGUAAAUGUUCAUCAGGCACAAAACGGAAGAAAACAGACAAACAGGAAGAGUCUUCCUGGACAUGUCCUGUAAGAAACAUGUGUCCUCCGUUGCGAAACGUUUUUCAUUGUGUGCCCUAAUGAACCUGACCCAGUAGUUAGAUUCCUUUUCUGAAACCAGCUGUCAGGAAACACUGGGAGCUUUAUCCCCUCAUAUACUAAUUUAUCAGUCCAGAUUUACCGGAUAAUAACGUGAGGCUGUUCCACUUUGCUGUUGUCUUUGUCUGUAAUGGUAAUGCACUUGUUUUAAAGUCCAUGUUUAAGUCCCAAAUCGCACCCUAUUACCUAUAUAGUGUACUACUUUUGAGCAGGGCCCAUAGGGUUGGGGAAUAGGGUACCAUUUGGGAUGCAGCCUGUAUCUCUUUACCUAGCCUACUGCAUGCAGUUGGUUAGAGUUUAACCCUUUGGAUAUUGAUAAUGGCGCCGAUGCACAGCACUACUACUCCAAGGGGCUUUAGUUGCAUGCCAUGUUCCUCCCUCUGCCUCCCCACAAAACAGGUCUCUCUAACACGCACGUCAAGCUGGUACUAUUGUACGUAUAGUAGCUGUUCUGUUGUGUAAUGUUUAGUCAAACUACACUGUCAUCAUCAUAAUGCUUUUUUUAUUGCAGUUUUAGUCUGGAUACUUGUAUGAAAAUUACAUUUCAAACAGGAAAAACACUCCUGUCAGCUUUGGCCAACCGUUUUAGUCUGGAUACUUGUAUGAAAAUUACAUUUCAAACAGGAAAAACACUCCUGUCAGCUUUGGCCAACAGUUUGUCUGGAUACUUGUAUGAAAAUUACAUUUCAAGCAGGAAAAACACUCCUGUCAGCUUUGGCCAACAGUUUGUCUGGAUACUUGUAUGAAAAUUACAUUUCAAACAGGAAAAACACUCCUGUCAGCUUUGGCCAACAGUUUUAGUCUGGAUACUUGUAUGAAAAUUACAUUUCAAGCAGGAAAAACACUCCUGUCAGCUUUGGCCAACAGUUUGUCUGGAUACUUGUAUGAAAAUUACAUUUCAAGCAGGAAAAACCCUCCUGUCAGCUUUGGCCAACAGUUUUAGUCUGGAUACUUGUAUGAAAAUUACAUUUCAAACAGGAAAAACACACCUGUCAGCUUUGGCCAACAGUUUUAGUUUGUGCAUUUUGCCACUGUGACUCCCUUUAUCAUUAUGUAUUAGCAGCACAUCGGAGAACUUCAAACGCAAUAAAAAGUAUUCAAAUCA